Molecule: messenger RNA, 1209 nt
Organism: Mesorhabditis spiculigera
Lineage: Eukaryota; Metazoa; Nematoda; Chromadorea; Rhabditida; Rhabditidae
Source: the annotation of a GenBank genome assembly
AUGUUGGCCGACCUAUACACAAUGUUGGAACCGAAAGAUUACUUGUAUGUUGGAGGCGGUCUCUCCCUCCUCUACUUGCUCAACGGGGUUCCUUCGCACGCCUUCUGCGAGAUCGUGCUUGGUGCCGUCCCCGCGGCUUUCACAUACAAAGUAUUGCUCGACACCGAGAUCAACCAAGAGGGCCAAGAGGCGCUGAUGUUCUUCUGGGUGCUGCACGGCGUGUUCGUCGCCGCCGGCCAUCUGAUCGCCACGACCCCGUCGUUUUACAUCUUGAAGUUCGCGCUGCUCGGGUUCUUCCUGUUCAAGGCGAUCACGAAGAAUGAUCAGAUCCUGGCCAACAUUCGCGAGAGCUGGGGCUGGCGCUCGAAGCGUUCAGCCAUUGGCACCAGCCGUUUUGCUGACACCACCGAGUGCACCCAGAUGCAUACCAACCAUCGGCGCGAGAAGCCGAUGCCCCUCUACGACGAGUCGAUGCUGUCCACAGCUCGCGAGGCGAUGAAAAGCCGCAUCGAGGGCACGCCAAGAACCUUCAAGGCUUCAAGCGUUCGGCUGCAGACCACGACCUACCACUCAAUCGAGAACCAGGGUUUUCGUGCUGUUGGCACCCCAUUCAUCCGUGGCGAGGAAAAGCUUGAUGCCAGCCCGAACUUGUUCACCCCGGAAACGCGAUCGGCUGACUCGACGCUGAAGCAAGACCUGACGGAGGAGAAUACGAACGCCCUUCUCGGAAUCACGACGGCUUUGGAGGAUAGUCGUGCCAACGACGCCGCCCACCACCCGUCCUUUGACACCCUGACGUCGCAUGCGGCCGCCAGCGGUGAUUCGACAAGGCAAACCAUUCCACUCGGCCGCGGUGAGGUCCACACCUGCCCCUGCAAUCUGAUUACCUUUGACGACACGACGGUCGGUACCAACACCUCGGUCACGCUUGUCAACACGACCAAUGAAAGGAUCAUGUGGGCUUUGAAGACGAAUGCGCAUGAUCGUCUCCAAGCUUCGCCGAAUUGUGGUGUCAUGACGAGCGGAACUGCCGUCGCGAUCGUGUUGGCUAUUGCCGAGGAUUGCAAGCACAUGGCUGACGGCGCCCACAGGGUUGCCAUCGACUACGCCUUCGUCGGCGGCACGAUCCAAGCCUUCGAGAAGGAGAUGUUCGUCGCGAUGCCGCGCCACCGCCACUUGAUGAAAAUCAAUUACCUGCGCAACGCCGAC